Messenger RNA from Drosophila sulfurigaster albostrigata, 697 nucleotides. It is a transcript of the gene mRpS24, whose product is annotated as small ribosomal subunit protein uS3m. The record is from RefSeq and is a predicted model, not a curated record. NCBI's taxonomy places the organism in Eukaryota, Metazoa, Arthropoda, Insecta, Diptera, Drosophilidae. The coding region runs from base 142 to 645 and encodes 167 amino acids. Gene Ontology annotation, cellular component: mitochondrion. The transcript has 3 exons. Gene Ontology annotation, biological process: translation.
AGCUAACUGCAUCUAUCGUUUAGUAGCAAGCGGUCACACCUUGUCGUACCGUUCACUUUUACCAAGUUACGUCACAAAUAACAGCUGUUUAGCCGCAACACAGCUGCCAGUCGUAGUUCUGAGUGUUGGUCGUGAAAAACAAUGAAUUUCUUGAAAAAGGCUAGCGGCUCGUUGUUGCCCAUAGCUGAGGCGCAGCUGAGCAACAAAUCCGCCAUACACACCAGCGCCGUUUGUUGUCGCGUGCAAUCUGGACGUUACCGCAUAACCACAAAGCGGGAUCGGCCACUUACCUAUGAAAUGGCAAAUCCUCCGCAUUUUAUUGGACACCGCAAAUCAUGGAACUCUUGGAACACAUCCACGCUAAAGGAUUCGCUGCGUCCGUCUCAAACAGCUAUUGAGGAUGUGUUCCUGCGAAAGUUUAUAACUGGCACAUGGCAUGCAUUGGUCUGCUCCGAGAUCAUCAUUAAGCGACAGCACAAUACCAUCCGUAUUGCCGCCAUCAUUCGUCAGGCGAUUAGUCCACGAAAAAUGUACUUCCUCAUUGGCUACACGGAGGAGUUGUUGUCAUAUUGGAUGCAAUGCCCUGUUACGCUGGAGCUCCAGACGGUGGCCGACAAGAAGGACGUUGUCUUUAAAUAUAUUUAGUACACUCUACAUCAAAAUACACUUCUUAUACUACAGCUACUUAAUCGUUUAA